Molecule: messenger RNA, 1250 nt
Organism: Lycium barbarum (goji berry)
Lineage: Eukaryota; Viridiplantae; Streptophyta; Magnoliopsida; Solanales; Solanaceae
Exons: 6
Coding region: 139-1008 (289 amino acids)
Biological process (GO): regulation of DNA-templated transcription
Cellular component (GO): nucleus
Molecular function (GO): protein heterodimerization activity
Source: RefSeq, a predicted model, not a curated record
UUUCGAGAAUUUUUCUUUGUCCGGGUAUUUUUAUUUUCUUUAUUUUUUUGGGUUCUUGGGAAAUUCAUAAAAAUAGUAGAGAUUAGAUAUAUAUAUGCACAAAUCUAGGGUUUGAGUGAUUUAAUUUAUUUGGAAGCUAUGAGGAAAAGGCUUGAUACCAGAUUCCCUGCUGCUCGGAUCAAAAAGAUUAUGCAAGCCGAUGAGGAUGUGGGGAAGAUUGCGAUGGCUGUUCCUCUUUUAGUCUCAAAAGCUCUUGAACUCUUUCUGCAAGAUCUUUGUGACCGUACAUAUGAGGUCACCCUCAAGAAAGGAGCAAAAACUAUGAAUUCUUUCCAUUUGAAACAAUGUAUCCAGAGCUAUAAUGUGUUUGAUUUCCUGAAGGAUGUAGUGAGCCGGGUUCCUGAUCUAGGCGGGUCAGAUACUGUUGCCGAAUCGGCUACUAAAAGAAGGAAAGUUGCUGAAGAAGAUGAUCAUGAGAGUGAUGAUGAUAUCAAAAGGAAUCACGUGAAUGAGACUGCACACACCAGUGGUAGUGGGAGGGGACGAGGCAGAGGUAGGGGUAGAGGCCGUGGUAGAGGUGCACGAGCAUUAGAGAAAGGAGACUCCAAUAUUCACUGCGAGAAACUUGAAGACCCUGCUGAUGUUUCGCAUCAAAAGGACGAGAAGCAAAAGCAAAAUGAUGAAAGUAUGGUAGACUAUGUCGCAGAACCAGCAGUAGAUUCAAAGAACAUUUUAGCUGUUAAAUGCCCAGAAGUCGUCCCUGCUAGAAACUUCGAUCUCAAUAUUGACUUAAACGAGAGUUUGGAAUCCACACCAAUACCAGUUGAAGCCCCUACAUCAUCAACAGCCCCACCGCCUCCUGAAGUGCCGUCUACUGAAGUGAAGCACGAGGAAAUCCCUGGAUGGUCCUUGUCUGAGAUGGAAAAGAUGGCCAUUGAUCCGAUUCAACUGGCCAACUUAAACAAAGGGUUAGACGAGGAAGAGGAAGAUUAUGAUGAAGAAGGAUAGGGAUUGUUAUUCUAAUGUGUUAGAGCAGUUACAACUCACAUACAAGUAGGCUUGUUCUUCUAGUCUUGUAGGAAUUUUAGUUAUAAUUGUAAAAGAAAAAGGGCAUCAUUGUCAAUGAAGCUCAGAUUUCUCAGUUUGUUUUUUAGUUGACUUAGGCACCUGUAUUUAUAGUCUUCUGUAUUAGGUAAAACAUGUACAAUUUCUAACUUCUAAUUCAGAAAUAUAUUCUAGGUUGGAGGUUA